This is a messenger RNA of Chaetomium globosum CBS 148.51, 1377 nucleotides long. RefSeq lists its product as uncharacterized. NCBI's taxonomy places the organism in Eukaryota, Fungi, Ascomycota, Sordariomycetes, Sordariales, Chaetomiaceae. The coding region runs from base 1 to 1377 and encodes 458 amino acids. Gene Ontology annotation, molecular function: acyltransferase activity, transferring groups other than amino-acyl groups. The record is from RefSeq and is a predicted model, not a curated record. The transcript is spliced from 2 exons.
AUGGAGCUCACAAGAAGGCGAGGAGUGGUGUCCCUCCAAGACUCUCAGUCAUGCAUUCCGCUCUCGGAUCACCUCAAGGACGGCGACAUCAUACUGCUACUAACGCCCGGGAUCGCGCCAGACGUAAAUCCCUCGCCUAGUGACCUCGAUAACCCCCCUAGCGAUCCCUUCGAGCCCCUUGGGAAGGCCCUGGCCAAGCACCACCCAUGGGUCCGCCAUGUCCCGUAUCUGCCACGCAACGGAAUCACCGGUACUCAUGUCGUGCACAUCAGGCUAGCCGCCGCCGUCAUUUUUGUUAUUUCGGGCCCUCCGCGUCACGGACAACCCUCGCAACUAGCUCUGGCCGAAAUCACCAAAGCCCUCUGCGAGACCCGACCUCAAAUCAUCCUAACUUGCUGCAACUUGCAAGAAUUGGGGCCUCUCGAACAGUCCUUCCCUACCAUAUUAGAGGUACCUGGCUUUGCUCCGCCAGACUUGGAGGCCGCUGCCGAUGUUCUCUUCGAACCGAGAAAACCGAGCCCAAAGGCAUCGAAGGUACAAAACAUCACCAUACCCCCAAAAGCUUGGGCUGUCGAGGUAUGGGACGACGACCGCGAGCUAUCUGAUAUUCUGGACCUGUGGUGUCAGUGUUUCCCGGAGACCUUCCAUCUUGACCCUUAUCGAUUCCGGUCAUUACUUCGCCGAGACGGUUAUGCGAUGCAUUACGUCGUCCGGAAACCCGGCGCUGCCCAAAUCCUGGGCUUCUGCGCAACCUACACGACCUACGCCGACAGUGGCGGCGAGCGUUUGCUGGGGUCCCUGGCAGCUCUUCUCGUUCACCCGUCAUAUCGCCAACAGGGGAUCGGCUUGAGUCUGCACACGCACGCCCGGCGCCAACUUACAAAGAUACGCGGUGUUUGCCGCCUUCAGCUCGGGAGCACUUUUCCUCGGCUUCUUUACGGUCUCCCAGUGACUCACCGUAUGAGGAUUGGUUUCUGGAACUCGCGGGUGGCCGAUAAAACCGCUCUCCUCAAACUCGGGCUCUGGGCAACCAGUGUGCGACUGGGUUUCUCAAGUUCAAGGAUUGGUGACAACUGGUUUGAUGUAUCCCAUCUUUCUUUCGUCCCCUGCGAAUUUGCAGAGUUUGACAUGGUGCUGGAAUUUGUCGAGAAGGAAUCGAUGAAAAAAGACACCAUGGGCUGGUACGACCAAUAUGCGAAGCUGGCCAACACAAUGAACAUCCAGGAUAUUGUUCUGGGACUCGAAGGGGGCACCAUCAUCGCCGCGGCAUUGACUUAUGUCAAGAAUACCGGGAGCCCGGCGGCAGACGAUCUUCCAUGGGCCAGUACCAUCGCCGACGACGUCGGGGAAUGCCAACUAACGGGCGUCCUCAGAUGA